AUGCUACAACCAACAAAUCAAUACCUGACUUAUUUAGAUGACUUGAGCACUGUUGUGUUUGCUGAGGAAAUUCAGGAAGAAGCAAAUUCUUAUUUUCAACAAAUUUAUGCUCCAAAUGGACGGAUGUCUGUUGCAGAAUUUAUUUCAAAGCUUAAAUCAUUCAAGAUCUCCGCUAAUCCUCGGGAUAGGGAGCUUCUCCUCUGUGUUAUAAAAAAUCUGUUUGACGAAUACAGAUUUUUUCGCGAAUACCCUGAGCGUGAAUUGCGAACAACGGCAGAAGUCUAUGGAGGCAUUAUAAGAGAAGAAAUUGUUGAACAAAUUCAAUUUGCUACGGCCGUUCGCCGUGUUAUUGAGUCAUUAAAUGAUGAACCUGGAAGUAUGCUUUGGACUUUUGGAAUUAUUGCUUUAAAUAGCUGUCGAGCAAUUCUUCAUAAGUAUCCAAAAUUUUGUGAAAUGGUUGUUGCUCUUGAAAGUUUUAAUCGCUUUCCUUCUGGGCUGAAAGACUAUUUGACGUUUGGAGUGAAAAGUCAACUUCCUCCAACACACAGUGGUGACAGAGGUGAUAUUACUUGGACAUCUGGGCAAUCUUUUAUUCCAACUGGAGGGAUGAUUCAAGCUUCGCCCUUUAAUAUUCCAAUGAUUGGAUCGACACAGCCUUUGUCAAUUCCACCAAAUAUUGGAGGGAUGAAGUUUUCUGCUCCAAGAGGACUUAAUGCGGGAAAUUCUAUGUUAAACGUCACCAAUGUCGACAUUCUUGUUAGUGCGACCGAGAGAGAUGGUACACAAGUCAAACAGCCUCCACAAGUUGUUUUUGAAAAAGUUGCUUUUACUUGCAACAAUCUGUGUACUAACAACCUCAUGGAAAAGACUCAAGAAAUCAACGAACUCGUAAAGGAAGGUGGUGAAGAGUUUAACAAAUGGUUUGCCCAAUAUCUGGUCAUGAAGCGUGUAACUGUCGAGCAAAACUUCCAACCUCUUUACAAUUCUUUUUUGAUGCUAAUAAACAACGAGACUUUGGAUGAAUUUAUUCGUAAAGAGACUUUUCGAAAUAUUGAUAUUCUUCUAAAAAGUGACAAACGCCAAGCUGUUUCUAAUUUUGGUGAUCGUCAAUUACUUAAAAAUCUUGGACAUUGGCUUGGAAUAAUUACUAUUGGAAGAGAUCAACCAGUUUUGGCUAGAAAUUUGGAUUUGAAGUAUUUGUUGAUUGAAGCUUUCUAUAAAGGACAACAAGAAUUACUUUAUAUUAUUCCAUUUGUGGUUAAAUGUCUGAAUGCGAGCGCUAAGAGCACGGUUUAA
This is a messenger RNA of Meloidogyne enterolobii, 1296 nucleotides long. Lineage: Eukaryota; Metazoa; Nematoda; Chromadorea; Rhabditida; Meloidogynidae. The record is from the annotation of a GenBank genome assembly.